UCCGCAAAUCUAAAGUGAGCACCACCUAAGGAUAGUUAGGAAGCGCAUUUGAACAACUACGACUCUUCUUAGCUAGUACUUGCAAGAGGGAGCUGACUUAGAAGGUUCGUCAGCAAGAAAGCUCUCUCAACUUCACUCGGUCGAAGUCAAAGAUUGUACAUCAUGUAUAGCUUUGGGGACCAUCUCCACCGGCACAGGUGGACACUACUUUUAGGAUUCCUGGCCAUAGCCCUGGUGGCAUUCCAAGGAGAAGCUCAGGAGGCUUCUAUCAGCUUCAGCUCAGAUUCAGGUCUCCUGCCAUGUGUCUAUCGAGGAGUUCCAUAUCUCCAUGACGAUUCGUGGGCAGUGGACGAAUGUACCACUUGUAUGUGCGACAACGCCACUGUGACCUGCGUGAUCGAGAGUUGUCAGCCCGCAUUCUGUGCCGAGCCAAUAAAACCGGAGGGAGAAUGCUGCUACCUUUGUCCUUACAAUGUGCUUGCGAAGAAGGUCACGCCUGAAAUCACGAGCACUAACACCAUCGCAGAAGGAGGGGACAACACGGUAAGCCUUGAUGUGCCCAUCAAGUUCCAAGAUGCCAUGGACACCACUGGAGUCUCUGGGACAGAUCUUUGGAAGCUUUCUGCCUGGGCUUCAGCUACUCCAGACGGCAGAAGUCAAAGGAUUGGAUACGAAGAGGACAUUCUGGACGCUGCGCAAAAAGACCAGUACUAUAAAAAGAAGGAAAAAUUCUCGUUCAACAAUCUGGAAUUUUCCUUUUCUGAUCCGAUGGCUGAGUGCGACGACAUGAAGUAUAUUUGUGUUAGGAUCGAGAGGGGUGAUAACCCAACAACUACGGGGGAUCUUGGCUAUACCUUAGGAGGAUAUCCAGAUAGCAACGCACAAACUGGUUGUACUGGAGCUCCAGAAUGUCGAGGUAUUGUUGCGAAGGACCUAGAAUGGGAACUGGAACCAACUGAAACAGUUGUCCCCUAUCAGCAAACGGGGGUGAAUAUAGACGCUUCUGUCUUCUUCCGUGAGGAUAACCCAACGUUAUCUGGAAAUGGACUAUGGACUAUGGGUCUCUACGGCAGCCGAACCCCCGAUGGCCUAGGGGACAAAUAUGGCUACGUUCCGCAGACUCUGAGCUGGCCCCAACAGGGAACCACCCUGGACGAAGGUGUCCCUCUAGAGCUCAUGGAUGUGGAGACCGACUUUGAAAUCGGCUCCGUCGGUUGCAACGAAUUUGGCUAUGUGUGCGUGGAGUUCACUGGAGGAGACAAUCCCUCGCCCAACUAUUUCUUCCGCAAAGAGGGUGCUACAGAUAAUUCUAGAGCAUCAAAUACGAUCACCAAAUGUAAAGAGCAGGAGUGUUUAUCAAAUGUAUGGGCCGAGUCUCUGGAUUGGGACUUAACACCAACGGACAGUGUCCUACCCGGUCGAGAAACCGGAGUUACCAUCGACGGCACAGUCAUCUUUGAAGAUGAAAACCGCGAAGUUGCUGGUGAUGGCCUCUGGAGGAUGGGGCUGUAUGGAAGCAGAAACCCUGAAGGAACUGGAGAGAAAUUCAACUAUAAACCAAAUAUUCUUGAUAGGCCACAAGAGGGUAUUACCUUGGAGGAAAACAGUGGUUUACUGGAAGAACCUGGGGUUACUACCAACUUUGAGAUUGGCACCGUUGGUUGCAACGACUUCGGAUAUGUUUGCGUUGAAUUUACCGGAGGAAAUAAUCCGCAACCUAUGUACUUCUUUAGGACCAUGGGAUCCGCAAGUGAACGUAGCGAGGACAAUGUUCUAGUAAACUGCAAGGAACAGGAAUGCUUAUCAAAGGCAAUCUUUACCGACCUGGAAGUCGAUCUUGGUGACCAAGUCCUCUUCGAGAAUAAGAACAAUCCUCUCACAGUGGACUUGAGCGGAAUCACGGCCGACGACUCCAAGAACGUCUGGGGUGACGACCUAUGGAUGGUCGGCGCAUAUGCCAGCAAAAGCCCCGAGGGUGAAGGACCAAAGACCGGUCUGGUUGAGCAAAUUCUCGAUCCCAUGGAAGCUGGCACCAACCUGAAUGAAGGGGAGGAUCUUCCAUUUGAACAAGUUGAUUUUGAUUUCGACAUGACGGGGGUGCGUUGCGAAGAGCCUCUGUACCUUUGUUUCGACCUUGAUAAGAACCCCAAAGCCAGUGUUAACUACAUCUUUGAAGCUCGCCCCGAUGAUUCAGUCACGACUACAUGUGUCGACAUGAGUGAUCGUUGCAAGGGUGCUACCGCCACAGACAUUGAAUGGGAGCCCGAGAUUGGUGAUGCUCCCUUUGGACAACCGUCACCUUUGACCAUCGACGCAGAUGUCCUUUUCGACCCGGACAGUCCCGACGUGGUUGGAGAUGGUUUGUGGCAGUUGGGUGUCUUUGCCGCUAAUAGCCCCGACGGCGACGGACCGCGCAGACAUGAGGUUACACAGCUCCUUGAUCCGUUCAACGAAGCCUUGCCUCUUGAGGAUGGUGGACCUCUGGAGUUCGGCAAGCUUGAUGUCGACUUCCCCAUUGACGAUAUUGGCUGUGAUGAAUUCAGGUGGCUCUGCGUUGAGUUCAAGAAAGGGGAAGCACCCACGCCAGACUUCAAAUUUGAGACUGAAACUGGAGAGGAUUCAAUAAUUUCGUGCAAAGAGCAGCCGUGUAGAGGUGUUGAAAUCAAUAACCUUGAAUCUACGCCAACGGAUGUUUUAACGGAUCUCGUGCUAUACGAAGGAAAAGCGGAAAAUCCAAUCACCUAUAAUUCCGUCGCAUCCACCACUGAUGAAACUGGUACGAUCAGGGGUGUGGAUCUCUGGACCCUCAGCCAGUGGGGUAGUGAUCGCGCCAACGGCAACGGACCUCAGGCCAACUACCAGGAGCAAGUGCUCUCGGGUUACCACGCGGCCCUUCCUGUUAUGGAAGCAGCAGAUACACUGGAUUUCAUUCCGCUGGUGACAAACUUCGACAUGACCGGACUCAAGUGCCCUCAGGUCAAGUACAUCUGUAACGAGGUCAACAAAGACCCAGAGUCCAUCCCCGAUUUCGUGUUUACCCCUCAACCGGACGAGUCGGUACUGAGGAGUUGUUUUGAAGUGCCAGAUGACGCUUGCAGAGGAAUUAUCUUUGACGACAUGGACUGGGACAUGACUCCCAUUGGACCGGUCAGGGCUGAUGAACCUGACGAUAUGCUCCUCAACGUCGACCUUAGCACCUUGCCAGAAAGUGGCCCUGCCGAUGGUGAUGGGCUCUGGCGAAUCGGAGUCUUUGGUUCUCCUAGUCCUGACGGGGAAGGACCACGUCUCGGCUACGUCCGUCAGAUCCUGGACCGGGCAGAAUCAUCCACACCUGCAGACGGUGAAGGAGCACCUCUAGAGUUGAAUAAUCUGGAGGCCGAGUUCGAUCUGUCGCAGAUCGGAUGUGACUCGGAGUACCGCUUCCUGUGUCUUGAGUUCUCCAAGGGUUUGCGUGCCGCCCCUGAUUUUAAGUUCGAGGUGCAAGGAGGUGGUGAUCAAAUCAUCAGUUGUAAAGAGCAACCUUGCCGCAGACCUGUUAUUCUGACUGACGUAGAGACGGAUCUCCUGGGUAACGGACGUAUCAGCGAAGGCACACCCAACAACCGCAUUCUGUACGACAUCACUGGCGUCGCCGACCCUUCUAGUGGAAAGGCCGACGGUCGAGAUCUCUGGGACCUGACUACUUUUGGCAGUACAUAUCCCGACGGCCGCGGUCCCAGGUUUAACCCACAAGAGGCCAACGUCUUCACCCAGUAUCAAAAGGACAGACCAGCAUCUCCAGGGGAGAAUAUCCGGUACGGAGCCGUGGACACCAAUUUCGACAUGACUGGACGCACUUGCGAUGAGGUCAGGUACUUCUGUUCUGAGCUGCGCAAGCAUGAAUAUGCCGAUCCCGAUUUUGAAUUCAUUGCCAAACCUACAGAUGACGUGCUUGUCGACUGUUUCGAGCUCCAUUGUGAAGGUGUUUUGAUCGAUAACACCCGUCUUACUCUGAACUCUGACGACGAGCUGCAAGACGGACCCAACGAACUGUCCUUCGACUUCAAGGUCGACUCGAACCCCGCCGGAGGAGAUGCCGAAGGUGACAACCUGUGGCGCCUCGAGACCUUCACCGCCACCCACGACGACGGCACCGGUCGGCGAGAUAUCCUGGACCAGCAGACCUUGGAUCCCAACGAAGCCAGUCGUGAUAUGCAAUCUGGAGACUCAAUGGUCUUCCGGAACCUUGAGGCAAGGGUCAACUCUGAAGAUGUCAACUGCGAUGAAGACUACUACCUGUGUGCCGAGAUCUCCAAGCAGGUGCGCGCUCGUCCAAAUUUCUCCCUAGAGGGAACGAGAGAGGAUUCUAUGACAAGUUGUAAAUUGAUCAAGUGUGCUAAAGCUCGUAAGUAUCUAUUUAAUUUCUUCGGGGAUGGGGUCGCGUGAGGCUGAAACAUUUUUUCCUUUUCUUGUGGAGUACAUUUUGAUUUUAAUGAAUGAAAACUGAUGGCAAAUGGUGUUGCGGUGAAGGAAUGCAAUUGAACUUAAUUUUUCUUGAGCAAUAAUACAUUUAGUUUCAUAAAAAUAAAGCCAGCUAUGACUCAGAUUUGAUCUAAUAACGUAUUUCAUAAUAUACAGUAGGCUAACGGUUGCACCACUGGAGAGG
Messenger RNA from Strongylocentrotus purpuratus (purple sea urchin), 4645 nucleotides. RefSeq lists its product as uncharacterized. Bases 163 to 4425 code for a protein of 1420 amino acids. NCBI's taxonomy places the organism in Eukaryota, Metazoa, Echinodermata, Echinoidea, Camarodonta, Strongylocentrotidae. The record is from RefSeq and is a predicted model, not a curated record. The transcript has 12 exons. Gene Ontology annotation, molecular function: protein binding.